AUGUCUGGUCGUCAUUCCGUAUACGUUGGAAACCUCCCCUACCAGACAACUGAGGAAGAAGUUGGAAACUACUUCAGCCAAGCCGGUAGCGUAACGAACGUCAAAGUGAGUCCACAGACCUCCUUUUUCGAUUUGUUUCGAUCAAUACAUAUACUUUGCACAUGCAGAAUCGUCUAUGAUCGUGAAACCGGUCGCACCAAAGGCUUCGGAUUUUGCGAGUUCUCCGAUGAGGCUGGAGCUCACAAUGCCGUCAACAGCCUGAAUGGAGCCGAUUUCAACGGACGUCAACUUCGUGUGAAUCACGCCAAUAAGAACUGA
Molecule: messenger RNA, 318 nt
Organism: Ostertagia ostertagi
Lineage: Eukaryota; Metazoa; Nematoda; Chromadorea; Rhabditida; Trichostrongylidae
Source: the annotation of a GenBank genome assembly